This is a messenger RNA of Sinocyclocheilus anshuiensis, 1944 nucleotides long. RefSeq names its product endothelin-converting enzyme-like 1. Gene Ontology annotation, cellular component: plasma membrane. The record is from RefSeq and is a predicted model, not a curated record. The transcript is spliced from 18 exons. Gene Ontology annotation, biological process: protein processing. Gene Ontology annotation, molecular function: metalloendopeptidase activity. Bases 1 to 1944 code for a protein of 647 amino acids. Lineage: Eukaryota; Metazoa; Chordata; Actinopteri; Cypriniformes; Cyprinidae.
AUGUGCGUGAUUCUCGGAUGCAUGCUGGCACUGAAGUUUCUGGCGCUGGAAGCGCAGGAUUCCCAGUGUCGUCAGGAUUGCGUAAAGCGGCGCUCGCUGCUCCGGGCCGCGCGCUUCAUCCAGGGGAACGUCGACCCGAGCGUCCAGCCCUGUCACGACUUCUACAGCUUCGCUUGCGGCGGGUGGCUCCGGAGACAUGGGAUACCGGAGGACAAACUGAGCUACGGCAUCAUCACCGCCAUCGGAGAACAGAACCAGGAGAAGCUGCAGCGUCUCCUACAGGUGCCGGUCCAGAGGAAAGAGCCGGAUAGUGCCGAGAGAAAGGCAGUUUACAGCACGUCUGUGUUCUUCUCUCUCACCGUCAGCGUGGACGACAAAAACUCGUCACGCAACGCCAUACGGAUUGAUCAGGAGGGUUUGACUCUGCCAGAAAGGACUCUGUAUCUGGGGCAGGAUGAAGACAGUGUGAAGAUUCUGGCGUCCUAUAAGGCGCUGAUGGAAAGGUUGCUGAGCAUGCUGGGAGCUCACAACGCCACGCUGAAAUCCAGAGAGAUUCUGGAUCUGGAGACGAGACUUGCGAAUAUAACUGUGUCUGAAUACGACGACCAAAGAAAAGACAUUAGCAGCAUGUACAACCGAAUAACACUGAAACAACUGCAGAAAAUGGCUCCAAGUUUCCACUGGAAGCGUUUGUUGGACAGGAUCUUCAGUGAUAAUUUCUCUGAGGAAGAGGAGAUCGUAGUUUUGGCCACUGAUUACACGCAGACGUUGUCGGACAUCAUUAAAACCACGUCUAAACGGGUUCUUCAUAACUACAUGUUGUGGCGUAUCGUGGCGGCGCUGAGCGAGCAUCUCUCCACCGCGUUUCGCAGCACGAUUCACGAGUUCUCGCGCGAGAUCGACGGAGGCGAGCGGCAGCUGGAUCUGGAGCGGCUGUGUCUCAAUCAGGCCAACAAACACUUCGGCAUGGCCCUCGGCGCGCUCUUCGUCCAGCAGCACUUCUCCUCCUCCAGCAGAGCCAAGGUGCAGGAGCUGGUGGAGGACAUUAAACACUCGUUAGAUCAGAGACUGCAGGAGCUCGACUGGAUGGAUGAAGAAACCAGAGACGCUGCCCGAGCGAAGCUGCAGCACAUGAUGGUUAUGACCGGUUAUCCUGACUUUCUGUUAAAACCUGAACUUAUCGACGAGGAGUACGGGUUCGAUGUGAACGAGAAAACCUACUUCAAGAACAUCCUGAACAGCAUCAAGUACAACAUCAAACUCUCCGUCAAAAAGAUCCAUAAAGAGGUGGACAAGACGACGUGGCUUCUUCCACCACAGGCUUUAAAUGCGUAUUACCUGCCAAACAAAAACCAGAUGGUUUUUCCUGCAGGAAUUCUCCAGCCGACUCUCUACGAUCCUGAAUUCCCUCAGUCACUGAAUUACGGAGGAAUCGGAGCGAUCAUCGGUCACGAGCUCACACACGGAUACGACGACUGGGGUGGGCAGUACGAUCGCUAUGGCAACCUGAAGCAGUGGUGGACGGAAGAGUCGUACAGGAAGUUUCAGAAGAAGGCGGAGUGUAUCGUCAAACUCUACGACAACUUCACUGUGUACAACCAGAGGGUUAACGGGCAUCUUACGCUGAGUGAGAACAUUGCUGAUCUGGGUGGACUGAAGUUGUCUUAUAAUGCGUAUCAGAAGUGGGUUCGUGAACACGGGCCGGAGCGUCCUCUGCCGGGACUCAAAUACACACACGAGCAGCUCUUCUUCAUCGCGUUCGCUCAGAACUGGUGUAUGAAGAGACGAUCGCAGUCGAUUUACCUGCAGCUGCUGACGGAUAAACACGCACCUGAACAUUACAGGGUGAUUGGCAGCGUGUCUCAGUUCGAGGAGUUCAGUCGCGUGUUUCACUGUCCCAGAGGGUCACCCAUGCAUCCGGUCAACAAAUGCGCCGUCUGGUGA